This is a messenger RNA of Malus domestica (apple), 1087 nucleotides long. Its product is annotated as probable trehalose-phosphate phosphatase 2. NCBI's taxonomy places the organism in Eukaryota, Viridiplantae, Streptophyta, Magnoliopsida, Rosales, Rosaceae. Gene Ontology annotation, biological process: trehalose biosynthetic process. The record is from RefSeq and is a predicted model, not a curated record. Gene Ontology annotation, molecular function: trehalose-phosphatase activity.
UGUAUAGCUAGGUUUCUACUAGCUGGCCGGAAUGGGAUACGUAGAGGAAAUGGAAUCCUUGUCCAAAGCAAUUAGAUACGACGAUCAUGGAGAACCAACUGUGGAUUUUUAUACGUCAUGGCUGACAAAGCAUCCAUCUGCUUUGGAUGCUUUUGGACAGAUGAUGAGCGCAGUGAAGGGAAAAGAUAUCGUUGUGUUUCUGGAUUAUGACGGCACUCUCUCCCGUAUCGUGCAAGAUCCUGAUAAAGCUUUUAUGACGGCCAAGAUGCGUUCAGCAGUAGAUGAAGUUGCCUGUUGUUUCCCGACUGCAAUAAUCUCUGGAAGACGUCGAGAUAAAGUUUAUGAUUUUGUGAAAUUAGACAAUAUCUACUAUGCUGGAAGCCACGGGAUGGAUAUAUCGACCCCUUCAGGCUCUUCAAAAUACAGCUAUCACAAGCAUCAAUUUAGAAGCACUGAUGCAAAAGGAAAUGAAUAUGUUAACUUUCGUCCAGCAUUCGAGUUUCUGCCUACCAUCGCAAAGAUAAUAAAGCUGUUAAACGAAGAAACAAAAGGUAUAAAAGGUGCCGUGGUUGAAGAUAAUAAAUUCUGCAUCUCUGUUCACUACCGAUGCGUCAAAGAAGAGGAAGUAGACACACUUAAAGGGAUGGUGGAAACUCUGAUGAAAAAUUACAAAAACUUUCGCAUAUCAGGAGGAAAAAAGGUUAUGGAAAUACGCCCAAAAAUUGACUGGAACAAAGGUCGAGCCUUGCAAUAUUUGCUUGACACACCAGGGUUCGGCAGCUCCACUGAUGUCCUCCCAAUCUAUAUUGGAGAUGACGAAACUGAUGAAGAUGCUUUUGAGGCUAUUAGGAGAAUUGGAAGAGGCUUCCCUAUUGUUGUUUCAUCCACUCCAAAGGAGACCAAGGCUUUGUACUCGUUGCGUGACCCAACGGAAGUCACGAGUUUCUUGUCAUGUCUUGCUGCAUGGAGGAAAGACACCUGAAUGUAUAAAGCUGCAGGGAUUUAGUGGGGACUAAUUUGGAUUAGGUACUAAUUAACGGUUGGCUAACGAUUCAAAGUUGGGAUAAUUUGAAAGGUGUAAAUAGCA